Messenger RNA from Phalaenopsis equestris, 1145 nucleotides. Its product is annotated as transcription factor MYB97-like. The transcript has 3 exons. NCBI's taxonomy places the organism in Eukaryota, Viridiplantae, Streptophyta, Magnoliopsida, Asparagales, Orchidaceae. The record is from RefSeq and is a predicted model, not a curated record. The coding region runs from base 91 to 957 and encodes 288 amino acids.
CGACGGUUGGAUACGUGGUGAUAGUGGGGGCACCUUCUCUCGCUCGCGAACAAUUCGCCGAAGGUUCUCCCUCCCCAUUCCACUGCCGAAAUGCAGAGCGGCGGCGGUAUUCCGGCGAUGGCCGCCCUUAGAAAAGGACCUUGGUUGGCCGAAGAAGACGAAAUCCUCCGAGAAUACGUCAAAAAUAACGGCCCUGGCGACUGGAGCUCCAUUCGAUCCAAAGGUCUUCUUCCCCGAACAGGCAAAUCCUGUCGUCUCCGCUGGGUCAACAAACUUAAACCCCACUUGAAAUCUGGAUGUAAGUUCUCUCCGGAGGAGGAGCGCGUGGUGAUUGAUUUGCAGGCGACGUUUGGGAACAAAUGGGCGCGAAUUGCAACUUAUCUUCCCGGUAGAACAGAUAACGACGUCAAGAACUUUUGGAGCACUCGCCAGAAGAGAUUGGCAAGACUGCUGCAGACUCCACUCCCGGUUAAAUCACAAAAAAGACAAGAAAGGACCCCAUUACCUCCAGAAAUGCCUAAUUUUGAGCCAAAUGUGAAUUCCGGUGUUCUUCUCUAUAAUCCUCCCUGUUCAGACUUCAUUCCAUUCACAGAACAAUAUUCAAAUAUUGAGUGCAGCCCUGAACAGAUGAUCAACCUGGAUCCAACUACACCCCACCUAGAACCAGCCAUUAUCAACAGCGAGCUCUGUGUACAGAGCAGCAGCGCACCUCAGUCGCCAUUCAACCACCCCUUACUUGAUCUCCCUCCACUUCCAGAGGGCCAGGAUCUCAUCCCGGAGUUUGAUGAUAUGAGUUUCCUUGACCAGUUUGAUUGUGAAGAAAGCUCCCAAGCCUUGCAGCUUACCGCGCAGCCGACAUUCUUUGACAUGGAUGUUGGUUGUCCAGACAUAAAAAUGGAUAUUCCAGGGACACCUGAAAGCAUCUUUGGGGACUUUCCAGCCGACAUGUUUGACUGAUUGAAUAAGCCACCAGCUUCAUAGAGGUGUCCCUGGUUUAAGGCUAGAUCUGUAGUGUUUAGAGCAAUUGUGGAUAUAUAGCAUUUCACUUAGCAUUGUUGUAGAAGUGUUCAUUUCUAUUACUGUAUUCUCUUUUAUUAGAUAUAUAUAGUGAACCUGUAGGUUUCUUUUUUUGUUGUUAAAAAUGU